GUAUUGUCGGUCGUUCGGUCGGACGUGGUUUGUGAGUAAAUAACAGCUGGAUGCGCAACGGGAUUUCACGGCGGCGUGUCGACGUGCGAGCGCGACGACAGUAGGAUAGUACGAUCCUCACGACGGCCGUGUGUGCGCGCGAGAAAGCCGCGACGACGAUGGGCCUCUUCCAGACAUCCUCGCCCUUCGACGCUGACGUCGAAAAGGCAACCAACGAGAAAAAUGUGACAGAAGAAUGGGGAAAGAUAAUGGACAUCUGUGACAAAGUAGGCACCUCCAGUCAAAACGCUAAGGACUGUUUACGUUCAAUCGUUAAGAGAUUGUACUGUCAAGAUCCUCAUGUGGUUAUACAAGCUAUAACAUUGUUGGAUGCCUGUGCCAGUAAUUGUGGGAAAACUUUCCACUUGGAAAUUGCGUCCAGAGAUUUCGAGGGUGACCUAAGAAAGCUUAUAAAUCAUCCACAACCAAAAAUAGUAGAUAAAACCAAGGUGCUUUUGAAAAAAUGGGUGGAAGGUGAUUUUAAGACAGAUCCACAAUUAAAUCUAAUCCCAAGUUUGUAUAAUAAACUCAGAAGUGAAGGCCAUGACUUUUCCUCUGUCUCAGAUACGCCAAAACGUUCUACCACUUUGAGCAGAGAUCCUAACGUAGUAACAAAUUCACAAGAAGAAUCGGAUAUUGCAAGAGCCAUACAACUUUCGUUGCAAGAAAAUAAAGCACAUACUCAAAGCACUUCGUCGCACAGCUCGCCAGCUUCUAAAAAAAGUACUAGUUUAUAUCCUAGUGUGAAUUCAGUGCUUGGAGCAACAAGCACUUCUCAAGAAGGCAGGAAAGUACGUGCUCUGUACGAUUUUGAAGCAGCAGAGGAUAACGAAUUGACAUUCUUAGCGGGGGAAAUAAUUAAUAUUUUAGAUGAUUCUCACCCAAAUUGGUGGAAGGGUAGCAAUCAAAGGGGCGAAGGACUCUUUCCCUCCAAUUUUGUUACUGCUGAUUUAUCUGUUGAACCAGAAGAGUUUACAAAAUUAGAACAUAGUAACAAGAAAUUAGUGCAAUUUGCGGAAGAAGUAGAGGUGAAAAUGGUGAAACGCGAACCCGAAGUGGUGGAAGUCGAAAUAGAUGAAAAGAAAAUGGACAGAUUAUUACAUCUACUUCAUGAAGCUGAUCCGCAAUGUGAUACCUCCGAUCCUCAAGAAAUGCUUGAUUUAGAAGAACAAGUUACGGCGAUGGGGCCCUUAAUUGACGCAGCUUUGGAGAAAGUGGAUAGGCGGCAUGCGCAGCUUACCCAAUUAAGUUCCGAUUUGGUCGACGCCCUUAAUUUGUAUCAUACCCUGAUGAGAGAACCUCCGACACCGUCUGGCUAUACUCUGCCUAAAAUGCAGCCACAUAUGAGUCCUUAUCCAUUCCACAAUCCGGGACCACCACCAACACACAUGUUUAAUGGUAUGCCACCUUCUCCGUUUUCCACCGGAGUCGGUUCGAGUCAAGUAGGGCCGUAUAACGUGAGUUUACCGAGCAACGAGUACAUGGGUCCUACUAGUAUGCCAAACAUCACUUUACCCCAACAUUUUCAUGUUCAAUCGGGACCUCACCAACAUCCGCCUGGACAUCCACAAGCGUCAUCUUUGCCGCUGCCUGAUCAAAAUAGCCUCUCUUAUCAACCACAGGGCAGAUAUCCGCCCCAAAGCGGCCCAGUACCCGGGCCAUAUGGUCCGCCUGGACCUACAAGACCAUCUAUAAAUGAGCAAUCACAAUAUGCUCCACCAAAUGGGCAACACAUGAUGUAAAGCAAAGCUAUGCGUUAUGAACUCAUCUUGUACUCUAAUUCAAGUUGUACAAUAUUACUCUAUUAUAAUUAUUUAAAUAAACAUACCCAAAGUAGCCAAAGAUAUGAUGGGUUUUUAAUAAAAAUUUUAUGUUUGAAUCUAGGAUCUACUGUUUUAAAAGUAUACAUGCGAUUAGGAAAAGCAAAGCAGAAAGUGACUUAUGUCAUUUAUAUAACACGUUUACACACGUUUAGUUUUCUGACUAAUAUUUAUUGACUCACAAUCAAACUUCAGUUUUAAUUUAUACAUUCCUUUAACCAAUUUGAUUUCUGUUAUUUGAUUUACAUUAUUAAACAAAUAUUCAUUAAAUAUCAACGUAUCUGUAAAAAUAUGUUAAAUCCCACACAUAUCUAUAUAUUAUUUUAAAUAAUACUUUUUUCCUAUUAUAAUUUCAUAUAUAUACAUAUAUAUGUAUAAAUAUAAAAACGAUUAAUUCUUCGUGCUUUGUUUUACAUCUAAGUUGUAAGCAUUGUCACAUAUGUGUCAUAAACUGUACAUUUUGCAUUUUUAAAUAUUAUAUAUAAUCUGAAUAAUAUGUUUCUGCAAUGUGUUGUAAAAAUACAAGAAAUACGCGAUUUUGGAAUUUGCAUAUGAAUAGGAGAGCUCAAGAGAUGUUUUAUAGUUUUCUACUCUGCCAUCGAUCAAGUAAUUGCAAAACGAGGACUGUUAGGAAACGAAGUGAUAUUAUUGUUAAAAGAGUGUUAAAAUCACAAAGUGUUAUUAAGACUUUUAAUUAUCAAACAGUGGUUGAAACAUCUUUUGCAAGAAAAUGUCUUAAUAUGGUCUAGUCUCUCCAUUGUGUACAAUAAGACUAUUCCUACUAAUUGUUUAAAAAAUAGCAAGACUACGAGAAAUUUUUUAUCGAUUGUUAAAUAAUAAGUGAUAUAUUUGUACAUAGGAUGAAACGUUCUGUCUCGCAUAUGACAAAAAUGGUCCAAUACUUUUCAAUUGCUUAAAAAUAUAUUAAAAUUAUUACAAUAUGUUAAAAUGUUUUAUUUUCCCAUACAAUGCAUAAUUGUUCAAUUUUGGUUUUUGUUACAAAAUUCGGUUUUUGUUAUAAAAAAUGAGGGAAAAAAUAAUGUAAAAAGUACACAAUGGUAUUGUGGGCGAAACUUACGCCUCAAAUUUAGGUGGAAACAUAAUUUAAGGCAUAAUUUAUAUGGGCAGAACGUAUCAACGUCUUUGUAGCAGCGAUAUUCUGUAUGUACAUCGUAUGUUUAAGCGAAUAAAAAAAAUGGAAAUGAAAUAGAAACUAAAAGCGAGAUAAAUUACAGGUCCUAUGGAGAGUAGGCGCUAUUUAUGCUGUGUAUGUUACGUUACCAUUAAAGUGGCUUUAUUUAUAUUUUUAAUUACCACUUUAAUUCCUUUUUUCUAAUAUACAUAUAUACUGAUUCAUCUGGCGAAAGAAAAUCUCGCGACAAAAAGCGAUUGUAUAUUAUGUAAAUAUCACAAAAAAUACAUUUUUCGAAAUGUU
Messenger RNA from Monomorium pharaonis (pharaoh ant), 3294 nucleotides. RefSeq names its product signal transducing adapter molecule 1 (gene Stam). Gene Ontology annotation, molecular function: ubiquitin binding; phosphatidylinositol binding. The record is from RefSeq and is a predicted model, not a curated record. NCBI's taxonomy places the organism in Eukaryota, Metazoa, Arthropoda, Insecta, Hymenoptera, Formicidae. Gene Ontology annotation, biological process: protein transport to vacuole involved in ubiquitin-dependent protein catabolic process via the multivesicular body sorting pathway. The transcript has 10 exons. Bases 159 to 1781 code for a protein of 540 amino acids. Gene Ontology annotation, cellular component: ESCRT-0 complex.